CAUGGGGCCCCUGUUUCCUUGCCCACACUGAAAGCACACCCAAAAAAACCUAUAAAAGGUACCAGGGGCAUUUCAUGGGGCCCCCUACUGACCCUGGGGCCCCGGGCAAUAGGGGAUCAUGGGGCCCCUGUGCCCUUGCCCAAACUCAAAAAUGCCUAUGAAAAAGGUACCAGGGUCAUCUCAUGGGGCCCCCUACUGACCCCGGGCCCUCGGGCAGUGCCCGAGUUUCCAAAUGGUCAGUCUGGCCCUGCCUGGCACACAUCUCAACUCCAGUAAACAUCUGCUUGCAAAGGAAGACUUCCCAAAGCCAAGUCCUGUGCAGAGGCAGACCACACAAA
Messenger RNA from Staurois parvus, 338 nucleotides. The record is from the annotation of a GenBank genome assembly. Lineage: Eukaryota; Metazoa; Chordata; Amphibia; Anura; Ranidae.